CCGGGACCGGAGCCUCGCGCCGCCCGCCCGCCGCGUUUCCCUGCUUCUCAGCCCGGAGCCAGCCGCUUCCCCUCAGUUUGCUCCUUAAAACCACGACAGAAGGUGACGUCCCGAAGAGGAAGGCACCUGGCGGCCAGCCGCCUUCGCCACUCCCUGGACGGGUGGGCGGCCCUGGCACCACUGUUCUCCUCUGUCCCUCUGAAUUUGACUCACCUUGGAAUCUCAGAGCGGUGGAGUCUCGGAGUUGAUGGGAACUGUGGAGGCGCUCCGGUUCAGCCCCCGCCCCAGCCAGUGAGGGAGGCCCUUGUACACGACUCCCUGAGACCCUGCCUGCCUGCCCCGUGCUCAGAAACACCAGUGAUGAGCCACCUCCUGACAGCCUCUUCUGCUGUUCCUUAGAGGGACGGGCCACUGUCGCUGCCCCCACGCUUCUGUUAGCCCAGUGACUCUGACCUUAUUUCCGCUUUAUGGGAAAGGACCUCGGUGUUGAUCCUUGUUUGGAUCUUUCCCAGAUGUGAAGGUCCCUCCCUGGGUACUGCUCUGCUCAGACCAACAUUUGGUUGCCCAGGGAUCCUGGUUCACUCCAGCACAGGCUCUUGCCUGGAGAGGGCCCGGCCCCUGCCCUACCCGCUUCCCCGGGCAAGGCUGCCAGGCCUUCCCCACAGCGUGACUCUUUGGGUAACUCAUGGUGUGAGUGGCACGUGGCUGGCUUAGGUGUUUGGAGAGUGAACGCCAGGUACCCGCUUCCCUGCUUCUCCCCACGGACCUCUGGGACACGCCCAACUCCACAAUGGCAGCGGAGACCCUCAACUUUGGGCCUGAGUGGCUGAGGGCUCUUUCCAGUGGUGGCAGUGUGGCCUCCCCACCCCCGUCCCCUGCCAUGCCCAAGUACAAGCUGGCCGACUAUCGCUACGGGCGCGAGGAGAUGCUGGCCCUCUAUGUCAAGGAGAGCAAGGUCCCUGACGAGCUGCAGGACAAGGAGUUUGCUGCCUUGCUGCAGGAGGAGCCGCUGCAGCCCCUCGCGCUGGAGCCGCUGACGGAGGAGGAGCAGAGAAACUUCUCCCUGUCAGUGAACAGUGUGGCCGUGCUGAGGCUGAUGGGGAAAGGGGCUGGGCCCCCUCUAGGUGGCGCCUCCCGUGGCAGGGGCAGCACACGGAGCCGAGGCCGUGGCCGCGGUGACAGUUGCUUUUACCAAAGAAGCAUUGAAGAAGGUGAUGGGGCCUUUGGCCGAAACCCCCGGGAGAUCCAGCGUAGCCAGAGUUGGGAUGACAGAGGCGAGAGGCGGUUUGAGAAAUCGGCCAGAAGGGAUGGAGCACGCUCCGGGUUUGAUGAGGGAGGGGCUGGCCCGAGGAAGGAGCAUGCCCGCUCAGAUAGCGAAAACUGGCGUUCUCUCCGAGAGGAGCAAGAGGAAGAAGAGGAAGGCAGCUGGAGACUCGGGGCAGGACCCCGGCGAGACGGUGACCGCUGGCGCUCCGCCAGCCCUGAUGGUGGCCCCCGCUCUGCUGGCUGGCGGGAACAUGGGGACCGGCGUCGCAAGUUUGAAUUUGAUUUGCGAGGGGAUCGAGGAGGGUGUGGUGAAGAGGAGGGGCGGGGUGGGGGGGCCAGUUCUCACCUCCGGAGGUGCCGGGGGCCUGACGGCUUUGAUGAUGACAAGGAUGGGCUCCCGGAGUGGUGCCUGGACGAUGAGGACGAAGAAAUGGGCACCUUCGAUGCCUCCGGGGCCUUCCUGCCUCUCAAGAAGGGCCCGAAGGAGCCUAUUCCUGAGGAGCAGGAGCUCGACUUCCAGGGCCUGGAGGAAGAGGAGGAAGAACCUUCCGAAGGGCUGGACGAGGAGGGGCCGGAGGCGGGUGGGAAGGAACUGACCCCACUGCCUCCUCAGGAGGAGAAGUCCAGCUCCCCAUCCCCACUGCCCACCUUGGGCCCACUCUGGGGAGCUAAUGGGGAAGGCGAUGACCCGGUGGAGAAAGACCUGCCUGCAGCUGAAGGAGAUGACAUGAGGGGAAUGCAGCUAAGUCCUGGGGCGGGCUCACCCCCCGGCCCACCAGACCUGGAAGAUGAUGAAGGCUUGAAGCACCUGCAGCAGGAGGCGGAGAAGCUCGUGGCCUCCCUGCAGGACAGCUCCCUGGAGGAGGAGCAGUUCACGGCCGCCAUCCAGGCCCAGGGCCUGCGCCACUCUGCAGCCGCCACUGCCCUCCCCCUCAGCCACGGUGCAGCCCGGAAGUGGUUCUACAAGGACCCGCAGGGCGAGAUCCAAGGCCCCUUCACGACCCAGGAGAUGGCGGAGUGGUUCCAGGCGGGCUACUUCUCCAUGGCUCUGCUGGUGAAGCGGGGCUGUGAUGAGGGCUUCCAGCCUCUGGGUGAGGUGAUCAAGAUGUGGGGUCGCGUACCCUUCGCCCCCGGGCCCUCACCUCCCCCGCUGCUGGUGAGUGUACCCGCUUUGGCGUGGAACAGGGAAGGGAGGCAGGAGCCCGGCAGAGGGAAGCGGUGGGUGCAGAGCCAGACGGGGGCAAAGCCACGGGGACGCUGUGGCCUCACUCAGGGGAACAUGGACCAGGAGCGGCUGAAGAAGCAACAGGAGCUGGCAGCAGCCGCCUUGUACCAGCAGCUGCAGCACCAGCAGUUUCUUCAGCUGGCCGGCAGCAGCCGCCAGCUCCCGCAGUGCAUGCUCCGGGAAAAGGCAGCUCUGGGAGACCUGCCGCCACCGCAGCAGCAGCAGCUCACCGCGUUCCUGCAGCAGCUCCAAGCUCUCAAACCCCCCAGGGGCGGGGACCAGAACUUGCUCCCGACGAUGAACCGGUCCUUGUCGGUGCCAGACUCGGGUCCCCUCUGGGACAUACAUACCUCAGCCUCACCACAGUCAGGUGGUGAGGCCAGUCUUUGGGACAUACCAAUUAACUCUUCGACUCAGGGUCCAAUUCUAGAACAACUCCAGCUGCAACACAAAUUCCAGGAGCGCAGAGAAGUGGAGCUCAGGGCGAAGCGGGAGGAGGAGGAGCGCAAGCGCCGGGAGGAGAAGCGCCGCCAGCAGCAGCAGCAGCACGAGGAGCAGAAGCGGCGGCAGGAGGAAGAGGAGCUGUUCCGGCGCAAGCAGGUGCGGCAGCAGGAGCUGCUGCUGAAGCUUCUGCAGCAGCAGCAGGCGGUAGCCACUGUCCCCGUGCCUCCUGCGCCCAGUUCCCCGCCCCCGCUGUGGGCCGGCCUGGCCAAGCAGGGCCUGUCCAUGAAGACGCUGCUGGAGCUGCAGCUGGAGGGCGAGCGUCACCUGCACAAGCAGCCCCCGCCUCGGGAGCCAUCGCGGGCUCAGGCCCCCAACCACCGCGUGCAGGUCGGGGGCCUGGGCUCCGCCCCCCUGAACCAGUGGGUAUCUGAGGCCGGGCCACUGUGGGGCGGGCCCGACAAGAGUGGGGGCAGCAGCGGCCUGGGACUCUGGGAAGACACCCUCAAGAGCAGCGGGAGCCUGGCCCGGAGCCUGGGCCUGAAGAACAGCCGCAGCAGCCCCUCUCUCAGUGACUCGUACAGCCACUUGUCUGGUCGGCCUGUGCGCAAAAAGACAGAGGAGGAAGAGAAGCUGCUGAAGCUGCUGCAGGGCAUCCCCCGGCCCCAGGAUGGCUUCACCCAGUGGUGUGAGCAGAUGCUGCACACGCUGAGCACCACGGGCAGCCUGGACGUGCCCAUGGCUGUAGCGAUCCUCAAGGAGGUGGAAUCCCCCUAUGACGUCCACGACUAUAUCCGUUCCUGCCUGGGGGACACGCUGGAAGCCAAAGAAUUUGCCAAACAAUUCCUGGAGCGGAGGGCCAAGCAGAAGGCCAGCCAGCAGCGGCAGCAGCAGCAGGAGGCUUGGCUGAGCAGCGGCUCCCUGCAGACAGCCUUUCAGACCAACCACAGCACCAAGCUCGGCCCCGGGGAGGGCAGCAAGGCCAAGAGGCGGGCGCUGAUGCUGCACUCGGACCCCAGCAUCUUGGGUGAGUGUGGAGCGGGGAGGUGGCUCCUUCCUCAGAAUCGGGCAGGAGCCUGGGUGGGCGAGUUCAAACCCAGCUUCCCCUGGCUUCAGGGUACUCCUUGCACGGACCUUCUGGUGAGAUCGAGAGCGUGGAUGACUACUGACCAGCCCGUCCCACCAGCGCCCAGGGCUGUAGGCCAGGGGCAGCAGCAGCGGCUUGGACCCCUGGGUCCCCAGCCUGCAGGCUCCCCACAGGGAGCAUAGGAGGAAGCAGGGGCAGGGUCCCCAGCACUUGUUACAAACCACACGAUGCACCUUAACUCACCCACCACGAGGCACUUUACAGAUUGAGGGGGGAAGGGUUUUGUUUUUGUUUUUUUUGGUUUUAGUUUUAAACGACAUUGAAGGAAACAUAGGAGAGACAAAAAAAAUGGUUAAAAAGUAGACUCUAAGCACUCCUCUUCCCUUUGUCGGAUAGGGGGAGUGAUAAUGGAAGAUCCACAGAGGUUUUUGGUUUUGUUUUUGUUUUUUUUAAGAAAAAAGAAAAACAACAAAAAAAAAUGGUUAGGAGACUGAAAGUAAAAACACACUGUUAUUUGGGGCAGUGGGGACAUGGGCCCCACGGACCUGUCCUGCUUGGCCCCCGAGGCUGCACUUACCCUCCCCGCCCCACAAGGUGGGCCACUGGGGUAACUGGAAGCUGGGGCGCCAGCAGUUUGCACAGCGAGGCCCCCUCAAGCCCCGCCAGCCGGACCCGCUGUGAACGGCCCCCUUGUGCUGUGACUGUGGCAGAGGUGUCUGGGGCCGGGGGGCCUGGCCCGAGUAGCCCCUUGGCUUUGCUGCUUCGGGGAAAGUUGCACAAAUGCACGAGGCGCCUCAGCGCCCCAGGCAGCCACCCUGCGCCGGCUGACGGAGUGAAUGGGAGAGGGCCUGCAGUGCCAACCUCAUCUGGCUGUCAUCAGGCCGGCAGAACUUCCACUCUGGCCCUGGUGAGGGGCUUCCCCCGCCGCUGCCAUUCGGGGGGCUGGCCUGGGUAUGAAGCUGAAAGGCCCAGCUCCCUGCCUUGCCACAUGAAUGUAUUCUCUGGGCCACGAGCCCCUGCUGCGCCCCCUGCCUCAACCCUGAGCAAGGCUGGGGCAGAGCAGUUUCUCCAGGAGCUGGAGAGAGGCACCACUUAACGACUGUUGUUUCUCCUGUGAAGGGGGCAGAGGAGGGGCCAAGGAGGCCACAAGAGUGGGCCACUGGGGGCUUCGGGCUGCAGCAAGGGGCUGUUAGGAGGGAGCCCCCUACCUGCAGCUGCCUGUGUGGGAUGUGGACCACCCAGCUCUGCCCUGACCCCUCUGUUGACCAAAUGGGAGAGGAGCGAGUGGUCUCUCCCCUCCCUGCUCCCCUGAUGUUUUUAAAUGUUGGGUAAGGGUGGGGUGUCAAGAAUGGGAGUGUCUGUCUCUCCUGGGUUGGGGUAGGCUGCCCUUCACCAACUUCUUAUUCCCAAUUACCUACCUAGGUUUGUCUCCAUUCGUGGUUUUUCUUUAUCUUUUGAGUUUCUCAUCUAACUUCUCCCAUGGACCUCAUUGCUCAGAGCGCAGUAUUAGGGCAAGACUCUGCCACUGCCUCCCCUCCAUGAAUGUAUUUAUCCUUCCUGUCCUGGGGAAAUGGGGAGUGGCCCCUGUUUUCUUUCUCCGUCUAUCCCCAGAGAGACGACCUUUUUUUUUCUUUUUUUUUUUUUUUGCACCAAAGUGGCAACUGGGUCAGUGUUGGGGGAUAAAGCUGGCCUCGGGGGUGGAGGGGCCCCCUCCACCUGCUUCUCCCUGGUUUCAACAGUGUUAGCGUCCGUGAAAAGACAAUAUUGUAUUCUCUCUAAAGCAAUAAGGGGGUGAUGGGCCAGGGGGAAACGUCUUGCUGCUGCUGGCCCCCCAGCUCCCCCUCUCCUCAAGCCAGUGUUUGGCGGCAUUAGAGGUGGGGGGGGGUACUGUCGUGACUGAAUGUAACUGCCCCCGCCCCUGCCGCAGCCAAUGCAGGGGAGGGGGGGUGACACUCUUCCCCAUCUCUUCCUUUCCCUACCGCCCCCCCAGCUAAAGAGACUUUGAAUUUAGGGGGCCCUUGAGCCUGGAGAGGCCUUAACCCUGUGAGGAAGUGUAGGGGGAGCCCUCUCCCACCCCCAUCCCCUUCUGAGAGUGGUCAAUGUUUACAAGCCCCUGAGCCCCCCCAGCCCAGGGACUCAGCCCCUUGCUAUCCUUCCCCAGCCCGUCUUCUGGGCCCCAGCUGCUCUCCCACCCUUCCUGGGGUUGGGGUGGAUGCAGGGGUCAUUCUGUAUCCCAUCGUCUGCCUUGUACCCACAAUCUCCCCCACCCCAUGUGACCCCUUCUCUUCCACCUGCCUCUGUAAAUACUCCCCCCCAAUAAAACUUGG
Messenger RNA from Budorcas taxicolor (takin), 6346 nucleotides. RefSeq names its product GRB10 interacting GYF protein 1 (gene GIGYF1). NCBI's taxonomy places the organism in Eukaryota, Metazoa, Chordata, Mammalia, Artiodactyla, Bovidae. The record is from RefSeq and is a predicted model, not a curated record. Bases 791 to 4201 code for a protein of 1136 amino acids. Gene Ontology annotation, biological process: insulin-like growth factor receptor signaling pathway. Gene Ontology annotation, molecular function: protein binding. The transcript has 29 exons.